Messenger RNA from Lucilia cuprina (Australian sheep blowfly), 1950 nucleotides. RefSeq names its product lachesin. The transcript is spliced from 7 exons. Gene Ontology annotation, biological process: homophilic cell-cell adhesion; synapse organization. The record is from RefSeq and is a predicted model, not a curated record. Gene Ontology annotation, molecular function: axon guidance receptor activity. NCBI's taxonomy places the organism in Eukaryota, Metazoa, Arthropoda, Insecta, Diptera, Calliphoridae. The coding region runs from base 464 to 1765 and encodes 433 amino acids. Gene Ontology annotation, cellular component: neuronal cell body; plasma membrane; axon.
CCAAAGAUAAUAUACAAAUGAUAAUAGAUUCAAAAUGAGCACAACUACUAAAAAUUGGUUUAUAGUAUUUUGCCUAGUUUUAGGAUUAAUUAGCAAAGGGUUUUAAGCAAAAAGAAAAAAAAACGAACAUAUGUUGUGAUAAGCUGCGUAAACGAAAGGAAAUUCAUUAAAAUUGUUUAACAUUCAUUUUCUUUAAAUCACUAUUAAUUCUCAUUGUGCUUCGUAUGUUAUAAAGUAAACAACACGUAUUUAUUUUUGAACAAGUUUCAGUUAAAUAUUAACCUCUAUACAUAUCCCUCGACUUCUUUAAGCGCAAUGUUUUGCCAAACGGGCAUUAGAAAAUGAGAAUUUAGAGGAUAAUGAUGAAAACUAUGAUUAUAUCGACUAUGACUAUACUGGAAAUUAUAAUGACAGUGACAAUGAUAACAACGAUAACCAUGAUUCAAAGUCAGCAAUAACAUCAAUGGGACAAAAUCCACCGUAUUUUGAACAGACAAAUGUUCACGUAACCGCCGAUCCAAAUAGUGAUGUGAUUUUGAACUGUGACGUUAGAAAUUUUCAUGUGAAUAAUGUUGUGAUUUGGUCUAAAGAUGAAACUGUUUACGCUAAUGGUCAAUAUACGUUAAACAAACGUGUAGAAACUUUAAAGAACAAUUCAAUAGUAUUAAAAAAUAUUAAACCUGACGAUGCCGGCACUUACUAUUGCGAAGUUCUUCCCGAGAAAAUACGCCUGGAGGUAGUGUUAGAUGUUAAUAAAAUGCUUAAUAUUCAAUGUGAUGGUCGUGAUGUUAUUGAUCGUAAAAUAGUUUUUCGACAAGGCGAGUCUCAUAUAUGUGAGUGUAAAUCAAGAGGAUCAAAUGAAGCCAACAUUAAAUGGUCGGUUAAUGGCAAUCGUUUCGAUGAAACUCUUGGUGAAUUAAUACAUGGUUCUAUAAUACUAAACGGCAUAGAGGAUCAUCACAAUGGUAUUUAUCAAUGUCUGGAUGAUGAUGGCAGUGAAAAACCUAAACAUGGCAUGUUUAUUAUUGAAGUGCUUUUCCCACCUAAAGUAACCACACAUCGACACCAUAUUAAUACCGAAAUGGGUGGAAAUGCUGAAUUAUAUUGUGAUUACAAAGGAAAUCCUAUUGCCAUUACCACUUGGCUGAAAAAUAAUCAACCAAUUAAAUAUUCCGAAAAGUACAUGAUUACAUAUGCUAUGGAAAAGCAUUUUAAUCGAAGCACACUUACUGUUAAAGAUGUAACUAUGGAAGAUUUGGGAGAAUACAUAUGCAGAGCUGAGAAUUCUAUAGGUUCUAAUGAACUUAGAACACACUUAAUGCUCGAGCCCGAGAAAGGACAGUUGGAAAAUGUGGUAAUUGAUGGAAAAAAAGUUACAUUACAUUGGUUGGUACGUAGUCUUCAACCAUUGUCGGAAGCAGUUCUUGAUUACAAAAUGUCUGGGUCUUACACAUGGAGUUCAACUACAGUUAUACACACACAACGUCAUGAGAAUGGCAUUUGGAAAGUAACUCAUGAAAUGGAGUUAAUAGAGGGUGAAUGGCAAACUCGUAUGAAGACUAAGAACAUUAUGGGUUGGUCGAAAUUUUCCGCCCCAUUUAUAUUCAAAAUUGAAGAUGAAGAUGACUUCAACAAUGAGACCAGCAAUGAUAAGUUGGCAAUGGCUGGUUUUGGAGUUACAAGAAGUGCUUCAACAACUGUUUUUAAUUCACUACUUCAAAGUAUUUUAAUAUUAACAUUAGGCGUGCAAAUCUACAUGCUUUAGAUUUUAGUUUAAUAAAUAUGUUGUAUAUUGUCAAUUAUUUUCCAAAAAUCCUUUAGAAAGGAAUACAGGUGCAAUCCUAUUUAUUAUAUGUAUUUUAGACAAAUUUUAAAUAAUAAAUUAAAUUCAUAAUAUUUAUUUAUGUUAAUCUUACAGUACAAUUAAAAUGAGUACGAUUUCGAAACAAA